Molecule: messenger RNA, 1269 nt
Organism: Argiope bruennichi
Lineage: Eukaryota; Metazoa; Arthropoda; Arachnida; Araneae; Araneidae
Exons: 2
Coding region: 96-1106 (336 amino acids)
Molecular function (GO): sequence-specific DNA binding
Source: RefSeq, a predicted model, not a curated record
UUGAACAUCAACAUAAAAAAAAGUAAACAUGUGAAUGCAAACAUAUGGUUAACCCAAAGAAUUUGACUGAUAUUAGUUUUUAAUUAAAUUACAAGAUGCGUAGUUAUUGUUGUAUACCAAACUGUAAUUCCAGUAGUGUUGAUAAAGAGCCUGGAUUAUCAUUUCAUGAAUUUCCUACAAAAAACCAUUUCAGAAACAGGUGGUUAAAAGCUAUUAAAACACGAGUAGCAUCUGAUUUUCAGUUAGAUGAAAAGAUCAAAACCAAAAUAUGUAGUAAACACUUUAAAGAAACAGAUUUUUCCCCAAUGUGUAGUAAACGAAGGCGUUUGAAAGGAUGUGCUGUACCAUCGUUAUUUCCUGAUCCGGAAUCUGUCACCAAUGUUUUGGAAUUAGAAAUAGUGGUCAAAAAGGACGUAGAUGAAUCUCAUAAUUCUUCUAAAGAUGAUGAAUUACUAAAUCAUUCCUUCGAUACAAAUGUAAAUCGUUUAUUUAGUGAAAAUGAAGAUAUAUCUAAUAUCAGUUUUGAAACGCAUGAAGAGCCUGACAAUUGUACUUCAGAGUUAUAUCAUUCUGAAAAUCUUUCAGAUUCUCUAAAUCUAGAAAUGUCUUCACAACCAAACUGUAAGACAUCUGAAUUAGAUGUAACAUCUAAAAACAAUAACAUAUGCCAUACAGAAAUACAGAAAAAGUACUUGUUAUCUAAUGAUUUUUUGAAUACUGUAGAUGGCCUUAAAAAAAUAUCAGCACAGGAAUCAAAUCUUUGUGAAUUUACAAUUUUUGGACUUUAUGUUGCUUCCCAAUUGCAACAAAUGCCUUUGGAAGAUGCCUAUAAAUUAAAAGAGAAAAUUCAAAAUAUUUUAACUCAAUCUUGUCCACAGUCUCUAAAAGAGCCUUCUUUUUUUUCAUAUACACCUCAAAUCAGUUCAGAUAGGAAAAAUGAGAAUACUUGUUCUGGUUUACAAGCUAAGUCACUCAUUAUUAAAAACAAUGAAAAAGAUAAAAAUCAAUCAAUUCAACAUCUAUCAUCUUAUCCUGUUAUUUUACAAUCGUUUGUUUUACCAUCAACGGCAAUAAAUACCAAUGUUCCUAUAGAGUUUAUGCGCUAGAGAGCUGUGUGACCAAGUAUGGUUUAUUUUUAUUAUUAUAUCUUGUUAUGUAGAUUUUAUAUAGAUAGGUUUAUUCUUUAUUUUAUCUCUAUCCUCUGAGAAAUGUAUAAAGUAUGGCUUACUGUAAAUUUUUCUGAUUAAUAAUAAAUUGCAUUUUAAUUUC